GGUCUGCUUCUAUAGUCUGUCUAGUGGUCUACCUUUUGCAAGUAAUUUUGAGCCUGAGGGUAAGGCCGAUCUGCCGAGGUACGAUCACUGAAUUUUCUAAAUUUGUACACACAGCAUUCAGGGUGAGUCUGCCGCACCCCCCCGAACCUCGCAGACAUUUUACUUCUAUAGUGUUUUUAAAUAAAAUCUCAGAUUGAAAUAAGAUGCAUCAGUGUGGAUUAUCAUCUUUUUGUUUCCAGGCGUUCAUUUUUCAAGUGUCAUUUUCCCAGUUGUUUGGCACCGUACUUGGUGGUGGUAGUCAGCUUUGCCUGUCACCAAACAAUUUUCAUUCACCUUCAGAGUGUGGCCCUUUAGGUAUUCAAUCUCCAUCUGAGGUGUCAGAGUCUGUUCCAGCAAAAGUGACAGAGGAAAAUUAUUGGUGGAAUGCCACAAACGUGAAGCUUGAAUUUAAUAUGGAGAAUAUUGUGGCCAACCUAUUAAUUAUUCCACAGCAGUUUUUCUUGUUGUUUAAAUAUAUGUAUUCCAUCAUGAGUUUCACCAUUUGCAGUGUUUAUGAUGUAUUGCACUACUGUGCUAUUAUGCCUGCCAGCUACCUUCAGAGUAUUUUAUUUAAGCAACUUGCAGUAUUGGUUCUUCCGUGUUUUUAUGGCUUAUCAAUGGUGCUUUUCUCUUGGCUGCUUGUUUAUUAUGAUAGCACAAUCCCUGGAGUUUUCCCUCCUACUCCUGUUUCACCGAAAAAGCACAGGUUGCAAUCUGGCCAUACCUUUCAUCUCGGGUAUUUACUUGGUCUCAUCAAUGGUAUCAUUGUUUUUGGCAUAACAUUGUGGCAAGAAAUAAUGCAUUGACAGCAUAGCUCUAUAACAACAUCGUCCCAUAUAUCGUGUACCACUAGUCUCGGAACGUUUUGCACUAUUAGUUAUUUUUCCUCGAAACUGUGUUCCUUCGCCAUUAAGCUCGAUUCCUAACGCCAUAGCAUUUAGUGCUGCUGUUUAACUACUAAGUGAAAAUGGAAAUACCAGCCUCUUUUCCCUGUAUGCAACCUUAAUGAGUGAGCUUCCGCUGCGACAGCUCAUCUUCGCGUUAUUUCCUAUAAUUGAAAAAGAUGCCAUGAAUAAUGCAAAUUUAAAAUACAUAUUUAUCUUGGAUUUGAA
This is a messenger RNA of Daphnia carinata, 1151 nucleotides long. RefSeq names its product ADP-ribosylation factor-like protein 6-interacting protein 6. NCBI's taxonomy places the organism in Eukaryota, Metazoa, Arthropoda, Branchiopoda, Diplostraca, Daphniidae. The transcript has 4 exons. The record is from RefSeq and is a predicted model, not a curated record. The coding region runs from base 204 to 845 and encodes 213 amino acids.